AGCUGUGCAGGGGGACAUCAGCCCAGAUGUCUUCAGAACUAGAUGGUGGCCCCGGGUGCACUGGAACAGAUGGCAGGGAACCCAGAAAGAGACAAGAGCAGCUGAGGAAAAGAUGAAGCCCCCGGGGAAGUCCGCUGAGCUCCAAAAUGGCCAAAGGAGAGGCGUUGGACGAGCCUCUGCCUCCGGAGAGUUAGAGCGCCACACGGGACUAGAGAUAUUUAUCAACAAUGACUGGCAUGAAUCCAAGAGUGGAAAGAAGUUCGCCACAUAUAACCCGUCAACGCUGGAGAAAAUAUGUGAAGUGGAAGAAGGAGAUAAGCCCGACGUGGACAAGGCCGUGGAGGCUGCACAAGCCGCCUUCCAGAGGGGCUCCCCAUGGCGCCGGCUGGACGCUCUGAGCCGUGGCCGGCUGCUGCACCAGCUGGCUGACCUCAUGGAGCGGGACCGUGCCGUCCUGGCCACCCUGGAGACAAUGGAUACUGGAAAGCCCUUCCUCCAUGCCUUUUUCAUCGACCUGGAGGGCUGCAUUAAGACCUUCAGAUAUUUUGCAGGGUGGGCAGACAAAAUCCAGGGCAGGACCAUCCCCACAGAUGACAGUGUUGUGUGCUUCACCAGGCACGAGCCGGUUGGGGUGUGUGGGGCCAUCACUCCAUGGAACUUCCCCCUGCUGAUGCUCGUGUGGAAGCUGGCACCCGCCCUGUGCUGUGGGAACACUGUGGUCCUGAAGCCGGCCGAGCAGACUCCCCUCACUGCCCUUUAUCUGGGCUCACUGAUCAAAGAGGUUGGGUUCCCUCCAGGCGUGGUGAACAUCGUACCAGGAUUUGGGCCCACGGUGGGAGCAGCCAUUUCCUCUCACCCUCAGAUCAACAAGGUCGCCUUCACAGGGUCCACAGAGGUUGGAAAGUUGGUUAAAGAAGCUGCAUCCCGGAGCAAUCUGAAGAGGGUGACGCUGGAGCUGGGGGGGAAGAACCCCUGCAUCGUGUGUGCUGAUGCUGACCUGGACUUGGCAGUGGAGUGUGCCCAUCGGGGAGUGUUCUUCAACCAAGGCCAGUGCUGCACGGCUGCCUCCAGGGUAUUCGUGGAGGAGCAGGUCUACUCCGAGUUCGUCAAGCGCAGCGUGGAGCACGCCAGGCAACGGCCUGUGGGAGACCCCUUCGACGUCAAGACGGAGCAGGGGCCCCAGAUCGAUCAAAAACAGUUUGACAAAAUCCUUGAGCUGAUUGAGAGUGGGAAGAAGGAAGGGGCCAAGCUGGAAUGUGGAGGCUCAGCCCUGGAAGCCAGGGGACUCUUCAUCAAACCCACUGUCUUCUCAGAGGUGACUGACAACAUGCGGAUUGCCAAGGAGGAGAUUUUUGGACCGGUGCAGCCAAUACUGAAGUUCAAAAGCAUCGAAGAAGUGAUAAAAAGGGCAAAUAGCACAGACUACGGACUCACAGCGGCUGUGUUCACAAAAAACCUCGACAAAGCCCUGACGCUGGCUUCCGCCUUGGAAUCAGGAACGGUCUGGAUCAACUGCUACAAUGCACUGUAUGCACAGGCUCCAUUUGGUGGCUUUAAAAUGUCAGGAAAUGGCAGAGAACUAGGUGAAUAUGCCCUAGCUGAAUACACAGAAGUGAAAACUGUCACCAUCAAGCUCGAGGACAAGAACCCCUGAAGGAAAGAGGGUUCUCAAACAUGAGACCUCCCUUGGCCGACCAGACUUGCUGAAGGGAAGAACUACAGUACUGACCUUCCUGGGACACUCUCUUCCGGAUACUUUCAGUCCCCCGGAGCUGGGUUUUAUUUUCUUCUCACACUCCUGUUUUAUUGACCUAACUCUGGGUGACCAUAUGUUGUGUGAAAUUGAAGUUCCACCUAGGGAGGGCGCUAUUGGCCAUUUCUGGUGUUGCCUUUAGACCAGGUGUGAAAGACAGUGAGAUACUCAGGGCUCCGUGAACAAGAAAUGUUGUUCAAAUGUCGAGCAGGGGCUUCAGGAUGCCCUGGCUGAAUCCAACUCCAGUGAGAAUUUGGAAAGUGCAUGAUCUGCAAGCCCUGCCCCUGUGGACCCCUCACAGUCACCGGUACACACAAGCUCCCCCCAGUUCUGAGGUAGAGGUGAGACCAUUCCAGAGGAAAAGACUA
This is a messenger RNA of Fukomys damarensis (Damara mole-rat), 2121 nucleotides long. RefSeq names its product aldehyde dehydrogenase 1 family member A3 (gene Aldh1a3). The transcript has 14 exons. Gene Ontology annotation, molecular function: aldehyde dehydrogenase (NAD+) activity. NCBI's taxonomy places the organism in Eukaryota, Metazoa, Chordata, Mammalia, Rodentia, Bathyergidae. The coding region runs from base 113 to 1654 and encodes 513 amino acids. The record is from RefSeq and is a predicted model, not a curated record.